Danaus plexippus (monarch butterfly) is the source of this 2315-nucleotide messenger RNA. RefSeq names its product senecionine N-oxygenase-like (gene FMO1). The transcript is spliced from 8 exons. Lineage: Eukaryota; Metazoa; Arthropoda; Insecta; Lepidoptera; Nymphalidae. The record is from RefSeq and is a predicted model, not a curated record. Gene Ontology annotation, molecular function: NADP binding; flavin adenine dinucleotide binding; N,N-dimethylaniline monooxygenase activity. Bases 85 to 1452 code for a protein of 455 amino acids.
CAGAACGAUCAUUUGAGUUUCGAACGUUCGCCGCACGCGUCUUUUAGAAAAUAAAAUAUUAAAGACUUUGAUGUAUUUAAAAACAUGACUCCAAUAAACAUAAGGACUUGUGUGUUGUUGACGGUUCUUAAAAUUAUUUAUACAAACGGAUUAUCCUUGCCACCAUCACACUCUUGCGUCAUUGGGGCUGGCUAUUCAGGGCUGGCUGCGGCGAGAUAUUUAAAGGAAUUCGGCCUCAAAUUCACCGUGUUCGAAGCCUCCCGCGAUGUUGGUGGGACUUGGCGCUUCGAUCCCAACGUUGGUCUUGACGCUGAUGGCAUCCCUGUCACCACAAGCCAAUAUAAAUAUUUAAGGACCAACACUCCAAGACAAACUAUGGAAUUUAAUGGCUAUCCUUUUCAGAACGCGACCCCCACAUUCCCAACUGGCACUUGCUUUUACAAAUACAUCAAAUCAUUCGUAAAGAAAUUUGAUUUGAAGAACAACAUUCAAUUGCGUAGCUUAGUGACUUCCGUUUCCCGGGUUAAAUACCAUUGGGAUCUGGUGUAUUUUAACACCGAGGAUCGUCAGGAGUAUGGCGUCGACUGUGACUUUGUGAUCAUCGCCAACGGACAGUAUGUCAGGCCUGUGGUACCAAAUUUCAUUGGUUUAGAGGCAUUUGAAGGCACAGUCAUGCACAGUCAUGAUUACAAAGGUCCCGAAGCGUUCGAAGGUCGAAAGGUUCUCCUAGUGGGGGCCGGGGCCUCUGGUCUGGAUCUGGCCGUUCAACUGAACAACAUCACGGCGAAACUGGUGCACAGUCACCAUCUUAAAUACAAUCAACCGAAAUUCUCCGAUAAGUACGUAAAGAAGCCGGAUAUUAAAGUGUUUGUGAAGAAUGGAGUCAUCUUCGAAGACGGCAGCUUCGAGGAGGUGGAACAUGUUAUUCUUGCUACAGGAUACGAGUUCGACCAACCGUUCCUAGACGACACCAGCGGUUUGACGCGCACUGGAAAGUUUGUGUUGCCUUUGUAUAGGAACAUUAUCAACAUAGCUCACCCCAGCAUGAUGUUCCUGGGUGUCGUCAAUGGAGUUAUCACGAGAACGAUGGACGUUCAGGCUGAGUACAUAGCGUCGUUGAUUGCUGGAAAAUUUAAACUUCCGUCUCAAGACGAGAUGUUAGAAAGUUGGCUUAAACACGUUCACUCCUUGAAGUAUAAUUCCAAUAAGAUACUUUACGUCAACACUAUCGGCAAGGAGAUGGACAAUUAUUUCGGUAAUUUGACUGAAGAGGCUGGAGUAACAAGAGUGCUGCCGGUGUUGUCGGAUAUAAGAGAUUUUAAUGCCGAAAAUCGUCUCGAAGAUCUCCUUAAUUACAGAGAUUACGAUUUCGAGAUCAUCGACGCGAACAACUAUAAGAGGUGGUAUAACGGCGGUGGGGGAAGAGCGGAGGAGUGCUUUAUUGAAGAGUAGAGUGUAUGAACGAAUGAAGGUGCUGUGAGAUGAAUCAAUGGACGUAUGCAGCGUUUCGAGCGAUCAUUUAAAAACGAUACGUUACAGAAUCUUAAUAAAAUAAGAAAAAUGUUAUUUAUAUGACUUAAUCAAACGUGAACAAAAACAGAGAUUGUGUGAAAUAAAUAUGUAGAUUACUGAAAUAUAGAUAAUUAUGAAUAAUUAUUAUAUAUAGAAAGGGAUUUUUACAGACACACAGACGAAUAAAAUAAUAUAUAUAUAACUCAAUAAACGCCCAAAAAUAAUCACGAGCUUUACUGCAAAUGUUUUUAUAAACGCGUUUCGUUGAGCCAAAUAAUAUGUAGAGUAUAACAAUGAUCAGUGCUUUCAUCCACGACUCUAAGAAUUGAAAGAAUCAUCUUCAUAUAAAAAUACAUAUUUCUCUUAAGAAACACUAAGUUUUUCGGAUACUAAUCAUUUUUAUUCCCUCUCGCUCUCUCUCUUUCUCUCCCUAUAUAUAUAUAAUUAUACAGAGGAGAUUAAAGAAUGAUAUGAUAACUUUCAUCACUUCGUGUAAACGCGAUAAUGUUAGUUAUCAUUAUACAUAUUUAUUGAAAGUUAAAUUAUAAAUAUUUUUUUUAACUCCACAAUGUACGUCAUUAAUAUGUAACGAAUUUAAGUAUUUUUAUUACAAUAAUGUACUUAAUAAUUAUACAAAUGUAAAAAUAAGUAAAAUUAAAAAAAAAAAACAACUGUUACCAGUUCUUAAAAUGUGUAAAUAAUUUAAAAGUACAACGUAAAGUUUGCAUAGAAUUUUAUACGUUAUUUUUUAAAUUAUGUUAUCGUACUAAAAGUAUCUAAUAAAAUUUUUAAUUUUACAAUUA